GCCUAACUGUCACAGACGGACAGAACACACGAACGGGAGACUCUCGAGAACAAACAUUGGAUGUAAAGGUAGGCCAAAAUACCUGCAAGAGUGUUAGAUCAGUACCAUGUUCGAUCUUCUGCCGCCAGAAUUGCUGCUCCAUAUCGUCAAACAGUUGAGCAAACCAGAUCUGCAAUCCUUCUCCCUCGUCUCCCAAAAAUGCCAUCGGAUCGCUCUUCAACCCCUCUGGGAGUCAGUCGUCGUCACCUCAAAGUCGGAACAGUAUUUGCACCACAACGACGCCUUGCGCCUACCGCAGGAACGCCUCCAACUUGCGAGGGAACUCCGUUUUGAGGCUGAGUUUUACCGGUAUCCCAUCGCGGCACGAUGUCCCCAUGUGGAGCGUCCCGAAGACAUAGCUGGGUAUAGUACGUCCGUGGCCGACACUAGGAUGAAAUAUUCCUCACCCUUCACGCGCCUUGCCCAACGGACACGGUGGGCCGUUGAAAAGUUUGAGGACAGCCAUCUGCAAUCUUUUAGCUGGGGCUUGGGCGCUUGCGUGCCCUCCGGCGCUCUCGGGCCGAGCGGGUUCGUCACGCUUCAGAAUCACUCGUUGCGAUCCUUGAGCCUGAUAACCAACACCUUCUGCAACGAGGAACCGGACGAGUGGUGCGCCGUGGACUUGUCGUCCUUCUCCCAGCUCCAGAGUCUAUGCUGGAUAGCCCCCAAUGGCCUGGCCCUCGAUACCUUGUCCACUGCUAUCCAGCGAAAUUCGGAGCGGCUGCGGCGUCUCGAAUUAGACUUUGUCUGUUGGGAAUCACUUCGGUACUACUUGGAUUCCCGUAGCGAGGAGAAGGUGCAGCAGGAAGACUGGUGUGCCAAAUUCUUUGGCCUGACGACCCAACCCGCCCGGCUCAUCUUCCCAGCGAUUCGCGAGCUGUCUUUCACCGACCUACCUCUCAUGGCCGACGUGGCGUGCGCCGUCAACUUUGGCACCCUCAGGUCCCUCACCCUGCGACGAUGUCUGGGCUGGGAUACCUUUCUCGCCCGGGCCACGGAGCUUAACCUUCCUGUGCGGCUCAAGACAUUUGAGUUACACAUUAUUGACCACACGCCCGACGGUUGGGGCCGCACCGUCAUACAAGAUUUUCUGAACGGUUUCAAAGGACUCGAGGAUUUUUUCAUUGACGAGCCGGAGCAAGGGGAAACCCUCUCGUUCUGGGAUAACGUCGCCCGCCACCAACCAACUCUCAAGAAAUUUGUGCAUCACCAGCGGACGGCGGGGCAAGCGGCGCAUAGUAGGGUUUCGUUCGGUUCGGAAGAGGUUGUGGAAGACCUUUCCCUGCUCCCACGUGAGAUGGACCGGAUACGAGAUGACCCUUCGGCAAACCCGCUCAAUAAUCUAGAUCUCGGCUUCAUCGGCCUGUCGUGCCACCCGAACCGGCUGAGGUCUAUCGUAUUGCCUUUCGUGGCCAAGGCUUCGCUGAAGGUGCUCCACAUCCGUCAGCCCUCUCCCGACAGUCGUGGGUCUGAGAUGUCCUGGGCCCUGGGUAGAGGGCAGGUGGGCCGCGGCUCGGACAUUACAAUACAAAGCCCGCCCAGUGAGAUAGACGAUGUCAUUUCAGGACGAUGCGCCGAGACCGCCGCCGCCGCCAUGUUUCGGCCAGGGCUACAGCCCCGUUUCCGCCAGUUCGCCGAGGGGGUGUUCGGGCCACAAGGGAUCGGCUCGCUCCAGUUUCUCGUCUUCGGCGACUAUAGCUUUGGCGGCCGCCGACACGAUAACAGACUCAUCUUCUGCCGAGACACAGCGGCGGACAGAACGAGCAACUUCCGGAUCCUCGCCCGGAACGAGACGGACGUGGCACAUCUCGAGGAGUACCGGGCUGCGGUGCGGGCAUGUCCCACACGUGCAUUUUUGGAAAAUACCUUUGGGUAGUGAAAAGGUCCGCCUUAAGGUAGUGCUGGCGGGGCCGAGGGGCGCUUUAGGUACAGCUAGAGGACUGCGUUUGAAGUGAACGAGCGUCAUUGGGAUGCUCUCUGUUAAUAAUGUCUUGAUGCGUAACAAGUGACGGCCUGGCGUCGACGGGAAUCCGAGAAAAGGCCUCAUCCCCAGCUGUGCCCACGCACCACACGUAGGUACCUAGCCAAGCCCAACCAGAAAACAAAAACCCUCAACCACCCCAUCAACCACCACAAACAAACCCCAACAUCCCCCCCC
Molecule: messenger RNA, 2197 nt
Organism: Chaetomium fimeti
Lineage: Eukaryota; Fungi; Ascomycota; Sordariomycetes; Sordariales; Chaetomiaceae
Exons: 4
Coding region: 107-1915 (602 amino acids)
Molecular function (GO): protein binding
Source: RefSeq, a predicted model, not a curated record